Messenger RNA from Lynx canadensis (Canada lynx), 2602 nucleotides. RefSeq names its product anti-silencing function 1A histone chaperone (gene ASF1A). The coding region runs from base 376 to 990 and encodes 204 amino acids. Gene Ontology annotation, biological process: DNA replication-dependent chromatin assembly. Gene Ontology annotation, molecular function: histone binding. NCBI's taxonomy places the organism in Eukaryota, Metazoa, Chordata, Mammalia, Carnivora, Felidae. The record is from RefSeq and is a predicted model, not a curated record. Gene Ontology annotation, cellular component: nucleus. The transcript has 4 exons.
UUUGUCCUAAUCCACACCAGCAGGUGGAGCCGCAGUUAAAGUUUCCGAGUCCAUUCCGGGAGCGGGAGCCCAUCUUGCUCACCGCCGAGGCCCUCGCUGGAGGAGGAGGGUCAGAGCUUGGGUGCAGCCAAUCGCGGGCAACGCUGCUAGUUAUCAGAGCAGAAUGGGCUGUAGUUUAGUGAAAUAGGAAAGCUGCAAAACACUGUGGAGUGCUCCCGUGUAAAUAAAAAGAGGAAAAAAAAGUUUCUCAAGUCGCCGCUGCACGACGUCGGGCAGGCGCUGGGGCGGGGGUCUGCGCUCUCCCGAGCGGCCGCGCGCUGGACUUUAUUGUGCCGCAACAAGCCCCGUUCCCAUUGUUUGUGUUUUUUUCAAAAUAUGGCAAAGGUUCAGGUGAACAAUGUAGUGGUGCUGGAUAACCCUUCUCCUUUCUACAACCCGUUCCAGUUCGAGAUCACCUUCGAGUGCAUCGAGGACCUGUCUGAAGACUUGGAAUGGAAAAUUAUCUAUGUGGGCUCUGCAGAAAGUGAAGAAUACGAUCAAGUUUUAGACUCUGUUUUAGUGGGCCCUGUUCCUGCAGGAAGGCAUAUGUUUGUAUUUCAGGCUGAUGCACCUAAUCCAGGACUCAUUCCAGAUGCAGAUGCAGUAGGUGUAACAGUUGUGCUAAUUACAUGCACCUAUCGGGGUCAAGAAUUUAUUAGAGUUGGCUAUUAUGUAAAUAAUGAAUAUACUGAGACAGAAUUAAGGGAAAAUCCGCCAGUAAAACCAGACUUUUCUAAGCUUCAAAGGAACAUUUUGGCAUCUAAUCCCAGAGUUACAAGAUUCCACAUUAAUUGGGAAGACAACACAGAAAAACUGGAAGAUGCAGAGAGCAGUAAUCCAAAUCUACAAUCACUUCUUUCAACAGAUGCAUUACCUUCAGCAUCAAAGGGAUGGUCCACGUCAGAAAACUCACUAAAUGUCAUGUUAGAAUCCCACAUGGACUGCAUGUGACCAUCUGCCAUCCCUUUAGUACAAAUUAAGCUAUAAAAACAUACAGAACUAUUUCCCUGAAAUUCCGUAAGUACAUAGUCAAGACACAAUGUGAAGAAUUUGUUUAAAAAACAUCCUGUAGAAAGUUUAUAAGAAAACCAGUAUUUGAGCAAAUUGUGGAAUAUAAAUACAACUAUUUUUAAGUAAUUUUUUUCUCUAAUGUGUUAUUUUAUUUGUUCUGAAACUAAUCUGAUUAAAACAUAUAUAUUAUUUUCUUCUCCUCUAUAUGUAAUUAAAGCACUUAUAAAGAAAAAAUAUAAAUCAUUAGACCAGGCUGUAAAGCUUUCUUAGCCUUUUGGACAAUAAUCUUUGGACCACUAUUUUACUGGCCUUCAAGAGAACAAACUUCAAGUAAAAUGUUUCUUCCUGUGAUAGUUUGGUUUAAUGUAAGGGGCAAAUUUCCAUUUUUUUUUUUUGUCAUAUCCUUAAAGAAGGGAUUUGAAGUCAAGUAUAUGCUACCAAGAACUUCAGGACCUGAUUUUCCAGGCCACCUUGAAGCCUCUUAUGGCUGCUAUUACAUGGAAUGUUAGAUAGCAUUCAGUUUGGUUUCUAAGAUGACAACAAAUGUGGUUAAUUGUUUAUAAGGUCCUCUGGCUCUGGUUUUUGUUUUCUAACGGUUUAGGACAUCAGAAUAUUCCUUGAAUGAUGCAUCAUUAUUACCCAUUGAAUUCAACAUGUCAAGAGCAGAUACAAACUCCCUAAGUUUAAGAACAGGAUAUUAUAAUGACUUAGAUGUUUUCAUUAGAUUUAUAGAAAUGCUAUGAAAUUUUCAAAACUGAUUUGAUAGAUCAUCUGUUGUUGGCAGCAUUUAUAUAAAAACCGUGUAUUUGGGAAGGUGUAUUUAGCUUUAUCGUAAGAGAUAAGUCACUAUUUUGGAAAUAUAUAUAUUUUCACACAUGUGGUACUCUUCUCCAUAUCCCUGGACACUCAUGCAGAAUAAGAUAAGGCAUAUUUGUGGUUGACAUAUUCUAGAUAGCCUUUCCAGUUAAGUUUUUUUUAAAAGCAAUCUUGGAAAGGAAUCCAUUAAGUGGGCCAAAGGGUUCUUUUUCUUUGAUGAAAGCUAGGUCCUUCCUCAAAGUUUCUUAUGCUCCAUUAAAUUAAGUGUAGAAUAUUCUCAUUACUCUUGCUGCUAAGCAAGACAUUAGCCAUAUGAUGCAGAGUUAUGCAGUGCCUUCAUACCUAAAACUUUUAUACUGCACUUUUUAAAGCUUUUAUUUUGAGGAAGGGAAAAGGGCAUUUGUCUGAAUAUGGAUUCUAAGUUGUAUAUAUUUCCUGUCAUUCUAAAAAAGUGAAUUUGUGAAGCAAAAUUUUGCUAAAUGUUAAAUUUUGAAAUUUAAUAUACCAGGUGAUUACUGUCCACUAACUAGUUCAUAGACUUAAAAUACAUCCAACUGUUAAAACUAUAUGAAGAAAAUUUCAUUUUUGUCUAAUUGCAAUUAAAUUUAAGAAUAUGUUAAAAUAAUUAAAAUGAAAAUAAAAGUAAAAAUUUCCAACAAAGAGCUCAGUGAUUAAUAUAACAGGAAAAAGAUAUGUGCUUGUUAGAAAUAAAGCAUAUAUAAGCCAAAUAACCAAA